AUGCUUCCACCAGCACUCAACAUCCCCAAAUGGCUUGAAACCAACUCCCACCUCCUCCAACCCCCCGUAAACAACUACUGCGUCUACCACCCCUCCUCACCCGCCACCCAAGGCUACACAGUAAUGAUAGUCGGCGGUCCCAACGCCCGAACAGACUACCACAUCAACACGACGCCCGAAUUCUUCUACCAAUACAAAGGCUCCAUGCUCCUCCGCACCGUCGACGAAUCCACCACUCCGCCCACCUUCCAAGACAUCCCGAUCCACGAAGGAUCGUUGUUCCUGCUGCCGGCGAACACGCCGCACUGUCCCGUACGGUUCAAGGAUACGGUGGGCGUGGUGAUGGAGCAGCCGAGGAAGGAAGGGGCGGUGGAUGCGAUGAGGUGGUAUUGUCGUAAUAAGGAUUGCGGGGAGGUGGUGUGGGAGAAGAAGUUUGUUUGUACGGAUUUGGGGACGCAGGUUAAGCAGGUUGUCGAGGAGUUUGCGGGCGAUGAGGAGAAGAGGACUUGUAAGGCUUGUGGGGUUGUCGCGAGGUCGAAGUACGAGGAGGGGGAGGUGGUGCAGCCUUAG
Molecule: messenger RNA, 570 nt
Organism: Aspergillus luchuensis
Lineage: Eukaryota; Fungi; Ascomycota; Eurotiomycetes; Eurotiales; Aspergillaceae
Gene: BNA1
Product: 3-hydroxyanthranilate 3,4-dioxygenase
Exons: 2
Coding region: 1-570 (189 amino acids)
Biological process (GO): quinolinate metabolic process; 'de novo' NAD+ biosynthetic process from L-tryptophan
Cellular component (GO): cytoplasm
Molecular function (GO): 3-hydroxyanthranilate 3,4-dioxygenase activity; iron ion binding
Source: RefSeq, a predicted model, not a curated record